CCGAACAUUUUCAUGGAGGUCUGGAAGGAUCACAUCCGCAAAAGGGAUAAUUGAGCAACAAGUUGAUGUUCCGAGCCAGCUACAGCAUCCCAUAGGUUAUUGAUGCAUUACGUGUUUGUGCAGAGUGGUAAAAAGAAGAAAGAGAAAUCAUGGGGCUAGUAGAGGACGAAGUUGCUGAAGUACAGAGGCUGUGCGAAAAUGUGUUACCCAAGUCAAAGCUGGUCACUUGCCUCGCUUCGCUGAUCCGCAUCGAUCUUCAGCAGACGAAAAGCAGGCAGCUAACGAUAUGUGUUCGGUUCCCGCAAAACUAUCCCGCCGGGAAGCUUCUUUUAGAAUUCAAGAGCAAAACCAUGCCGAGCGUGUUCCUUGAGCGGUUCCUCACCAUCUGCGACACUAAACUCACGGAGUAUACCGGGCGACCGCAAGUGAUGAGUAUAUUGAAAUUCAUCGACGGAUACCUCUCGGAGAAUCCUCUGUGCAUUGUGCUGGACGAGAUUCAAAACCUUCGCCAGAUGUUACCGAAUGCAAAUGACUUGAAACUGAAACAAAAGACAUCCACGGUUAGCGUGGUGGCCCGUGGCGGCCAGUAUUUCUACAGUGGCAAGUUCACUGUGCCCGAAAGCUAUCCCGCGGAACGAGUGCAAUGGGAAACCUUCGAAUGCAACCUACCGGCACCACUGGUGCUCUUCGUUAAUGGACAGGCCAAGGAAAUCGCUCGACAAUGCGUGGAAGCCCCUCUUCGGAAGCUAAAGGCCAACGAAACAUUUCAAGUGAAACCAAGUCUCCAGCGAACGCUUGGCUUUAUCAUAGCGGCAUUGCAGGAUUUUCCGAACGAAAAGUGUCCCAUCUGCUUGGCCUGCUGCUUGCCGGCUUGCCCAACGGAGAUUGUCACUCAGGAGGAGAGUGAUGAAUUUGUGGUGCGCAUGUUCUGCGGCCACAUCUACCAUCAGGGUUGCCUGAAGCGGUACAUGAGCGAACCUCCGUUUCCCGAGGGAGGCAAACUGUGUCCGGCGCCAAAGAAACAUCCCCGUAGCGAUCGACGAGCGAACGAUCUGCAGUACUAUGAGCAACUGAAAACGCAGCAACCGGAGGCUGUCUGCGGCCAGCGAGUAACGCAUGAUAGAUGGGGCUUGAAUAAUGUAAAGUCCGCCGAGGCUAAAUGGGCCCAUCAGCAGGCAAGAAUAAGAGAACUGGAGGAAGUGAUUGAUUUCUUGCAGUAGAGUUUUUCUAAUAAAUUUUUAGCACGUUCUUUGCUUGAGAUAACUCAACGCAUUCAUUCACUCGACAGAAAACAGAACGAAUUGUAAUAAACGAUAGUGCUUUGUGCAGUUUUUGCAAGCAA
Molecule: messenger RNA, 1342 nt
Organism: Anopheles aquasalis
Lineage: Eukaryota; Metazoa; Arthropoda; Insecta; Diptera; Culicidae
Source: RefSeq, a predicted model, not a curated record